AUGGCGCGCAACCCCCGUGCAGCCGGACCUUCUCAACAUUCAUCCCCGGGGACCUAUUCUGACAAGGAGAACAAUCAACAUCAAAACUCUUCCCAGAAUCGCAAGAGAACUCAGGACCGGGCGAUGGCCUCUUCCAGUGCCAGUGCAAAGCGCCAGCGAUUAGCGAACAGAAUCGCGAAUAACCAACAUGGCAGCCAGUCUCAGAUAUCGCGUUCGCAGCAGGACCCCGACAAACAAUACUAUGACCCGGAUCAAGAUGAAAAGGAAAGACGGCGCAUACGGAAGGGCCUUCGAGACUUGACACGGGAACUGCAUGACUCUAGGACUGAAUACAUGCAAGCGGGCAAUGACGGUAUUCGACAGACCAUCAAAAAGGCGAAUGAAUUCUUCCGUGAUGUCAAACAGACUUCGGACGCGACGAUCGAUUCCCGUCUCCUGGUUAGUGCCGCCGAUUUAUCGUAUAAAAAGACGGCACAGCUGGUUCUAGGCGACGCAUCCGCGGGAGUCGAUGUCGACGAGUUUGUCUCCAAGUGCAUUUCUUUCAUGCGCCAUGGCCCGGAGGAUCCUCAAACAAUUCCCAGCAGCACCCAACGCCGCCGCGCACACGGGAGAAGUCAAGCAGACCCCAACGAUAGUGAUGAGGACCAGGGAGAUGCGUUGAAUUGGGACUGGCUGGGGCGCUCUGCCUGCGUUCGCAGCAACUCACGACCGGCUGUUUCGGGUUUCCUUCUAGGACCUCUAUCGGUUCAGAAACGUACGCGACAUUUGACACAACGAAGAGCGAGGGAACAGAUUGAUCCAUCGCAAGCAGUCCGCCCGCAGGAACUCGAGGAUAAGGACCUCGACCGACAAGAGACGUCUAAUCUUACAACUAUCUGCUCGAAUAUCAACAAACUCCUGGCGGAAACCCAGAAAGCCGGCCAGAAUUCUGUGGAGGGUGUGUUGGAGAAACUUUUCCAGCAGUCGGGUGACGAACCCACCGAUGAGAUGGUCCAGAAGGUCAUGGCUCUGCACAAUGUCGCUGAUGACGGGGGUAUCCCUUUGUUCAACUUCUGCAUCAACCCGAAGUCCUUUGGACAAAGCGUGGAAAAUCUGUUCUACGUCAGUUUCUUAGUGAGAGAUGGCACCGCGGGUAUCUCUGUCGACAGUCGACAGUUGCCAACUUUGCAUCAUUCCAAACCAUACGCACCGAGCGAAGCGCAAAAGAAAGGGGUUCAGAAGCAUCAAGCUAUCUUUAGUCUUGACUUUGAAACAUGGCAAGACUUGAUCGAUGCCUACAGCAUCAAGGAAUCGAUCAUCCCUCAUCGCCGAGAAGAAGAAUCUCAGGCCACCGGACAGGGCUGGUACAGCUAA
Molecule: messenger RNA, 1353 nt
Organism: Aspergillus melleus
Lineage: Eukaryota; Fungi; Ascomycota; Eurotiomycetes; Eurotiales; Aspergillaceae
Product: non-structural maintenance of chromosomes element 4 family protein
Exons: 3
Coding region: 1-1353 (450 amino acids)
Biological process (GO): DNA repair
Cellular component (GO): Smc5-Smc6 complex; nucleus
Source: RefSeq, a predicted model, not a curated record